GCCAGGGACGACUGCCAGUCUCUAGUGGAACAGUUCCAGGGCUUAUCUUCUGGGCACCCGGCUCCGCUGAUAAGAGGGCUAUCUUUAGUUCCAGGGCUGAGAAAGAAAGGUGAAGAGCCUGCCAAGGUCAAAGUCAUGGCGGCUUUUCGCGACAUUGAGGAGGUGAGCCAGGGUCUGCUGAGUCUGCUGGGAACUAACCAUGCCCAGGCACAGCAGCGACGGCUCCUGGGGCGCCACGAGCAGAUCCUGGAGCGGCUGCUGGAGAUGCAGGAUGGCGCUGAGCAGCAGCUGCGAGAGACGCUGGCCGCGGAGGAGAAGGUGGCCCAGAGCCUUCUAGACACCAAGGAGUGCGUGCGCCAGGGGGCCGUGGAGCUGCGGCAGCUGGAAGCCGAGCUCCAGAAGGCGGGGGACGAAGACGCCAUCCUGCAGGCCAGGCUGCGCCAGCUCAGCCAGGAGCUGCAGGACCUCAGGGAGCUGGAGGCCGAACUCGACAGACAGGAGCGAGAGGUGGACGAGGACACCACGGUCACCAUCCCUUCCGCAGUGUACGUGGCUCAGCUUUACCGUCGGAUUAGUAAAAUAGAGUGGGAUUACGAGUGCGAACCUGGGACCAUCCGCGGCAUCCACCAUGGCCCCAGCGUGGCCCAGCCCGUCCACCUGGACAGCGCCCAGCUCUCCAAGCAGUUCAUCAGCGACUACCUCUGGAGUCUGGUGGACACCGAGUGGUAGAUGGGAGCCACGGGGACCGACAGGACGCCGAGGCUGCAGUGGAGGGCUGCGAGUGGCUGGGUGGGGGGAUCAGGUUAACAAUAAACGUUUGCACUGGACCUGGCGGUGCUCUC
Octodon degus (degu) is the source of this 842-nucleotide messenger RNA. It is a transcript of the gene Spc24, whose product is annotated as SPC24, NDC80 kinetochore complex component. Lineage: Eukaryota; Metazoa; Chordata; Mammalia; Rodentia; Octodontidae. The record is from RefSeq and is a predicted model, not a curated record. The coding region runs from base 136 to 729 and encodes 197 amino acids. The transcript is spliced from 6 exons.